Messenger RNA from Capra hircus (goat), 9754 nucleotides. RefSeq names its product cadherin EGF LAG seven-pass G-type receptor 1 (gene CELSR1). Gene Ontology annotation, cellular component: plasma membrane. NCBI's taxonomy places the organism in Eukaryota, Metazoa, Chordata, Mammalia, Artiodactyla, Bovidae. Gene Ontology annotation, biological process: cell surface receptor signaling pathway; G protein-coupled receptor signaling pathway; homophilic cell-cell adhesion. Gene Ontology annotation, molecular function: calcium ion binding; G protein-coupled receptor activity. The record is from RefSeq and is a predicted model, not a curated record.
CCGGGCCCGCUCAGCGCGACCGCCACCGUGCACAUCGUGGUGGAGGACGAGAACGACAACUACCCCCAGUUCAGCGAGAAGCGCUACGUGGUCCAGGUGCCGGAGGACGUGGCCGUCAACACGCCGGUGCUGCGAGUGCAGGCCACGGACCGCGACCAGGGCCAGAACGCUGCCAUCCACUACAGCAUCGUCAGCGGGAACCUGAAGGGGCAGUUCUACCUACACUCGCUCAGCGGCAGCCUGGACGUGAUCAACCCGCUGGACUUCGAGACCAUCCGAGAGUACACUCUGCGCAUCAAGGCCCAGGAUGGGGGCCGGCCGCCGCUCAUCAACUCCUCGGGGCUGGUCUCGGUGCAGGUGCUGGACGUUAAUGACAAUGCCCCCAUUUUUGUGAGCAGCCCCUUUCAGGCAGCCGUGCUGGAGAACGUGCCCCUGGGCCACUCGGUCCUGCACAUCCAGGCGGUGGACGCUGAUGCGGGGGAGAACGCACGCCUGCGCUACCGCCUGGUGGACACCGCCUCGGCCUCCGUGGGGGGUGGCGGUUCUGGGCCCGCAGCCCCGGCUCCGGCCGCGGACUUUCCUUUCCAGAUCCACAACAGCUCGGGCUGGAUCACUGUGUGCGCGGAGCUGGACCGCGAGGAGGUCGAGCACUACAGCUUCGGAGUGGAGGCCGUGGACCACGGCUCGCCGCCCAUGAGCUCCUCAGCCAGCGUGUCCAUCACGGUGCUGGACGUCAACGACAACGACCCCGUGUUCACGCAGCCGGUGUACGAGCUGCGUCUGAACGAGGACGCAGCGGUGGGGAGCAGCGUGCUGACCCUGCGAGCCCUCGACCGGGACGCCAACAGCGUGAUCACCUACCAGCUGACCGGCGGCAACACGCGUAACCGCUUCGCGCUUAGCAGCCAGAGCGGCGGCGGCCUCAUCACGCUGGCACUGCCGCUGGACUACAAGCAGGAGCGGCAGUACGUGCUAGCCGUCACCGCGUCCGACGGCAUGCGCUCGCACACCGCGCAGGUCUUCAUCAACGUCACCGACGCCAACACCCACCGGCCCGUCUUCCAGAGCUCGCACUACACGGUGAGCAUCAGCGAGGACCGGCCCGUGGGCACCUCCAUCGCCACCAUCAGCGCCACCGACGAGGACACCGGCGAGAACGCGCGCAUCACCUACGUGCUGGAGGAUCCGGUGCCGCAGUUCCGCAUCGACCCCGACACUGGCACCAUCUACACCAUGACGGAGCUCGACUACGAGGACCAGGCCGCCUACACGCUGGCCAUCACAGCUCGGGACAACGGCAUCCCCCAGAAGUCCGACACCACCUCCCUGGAGAUCCUCAUCCUCGAUGCCAACGACAACGCGCCACGCUUUCUGCGGGAUUUCUAUCAGGGCUCCGUCUUCGAGGACGCGCCCCCGUCCACCAGCGUCCUCCAGGUCUCCGCCACCGAUCGGGACUCGGGCCCCAAUGGCCGCCUGCUGUACACCUUCCAGGGUGGGGAUGACGGUGAUGGGGACUUCUACAUCGAGCCCACGUCGGGCGUAAUCCGCACCCAGCGCCGGCUGGACCGGGAGAAUGUGGCGGUGUACAACCUUCGUGCCCUGGCCGUGGACCGGGGCAGCCCGGUGUCCCUGAGCGCCUCGGUGGAAAUCCAGGUGACCGUCUUGGACAUUAAUGACAACCCUCCGGUGUUUGAGAAGGAUGAGCUGGAGCUGUUUGUGGAGGAGAACAGCCCGGUGGGGUCCGUGGUGGCGAGGAUUCGAGCCAGCGACCCCGACGAAGGCCCCAACGCCCAGAUCAUGUACCAGAUUGUGGAAGGCAACGUGCCCGAGGUCUUCCAGCUGGACCUGCUGAGCGGGGACCUGCGGGCCCUGAUGGAGCUGGACUUCGAGGUGCGGCGGGAGUACGUGUUGGUGGUGCAGGCCACGUCGGCGCCCCUAGUGAGCCGGGCCACGGUGCACAUCCGCCUCCUGGAUCAGAACGACAACCCGCCGGUGCUGCCGGACUUCCAGAUCCUUUUCAACAACUACGUCACCAACAAGUCCAACAGCUUCCCCAGCGGCGUGAUCGGCCGCAUCCCGGCCCACGACCCCGACCUCUCGGACAGCCUCAACUACACCUUCCUGCAGGGCAACGAGCUCCAGCUGCUGCUGCUGGACCCUGCCACGGGCGAGUUGCAGCUGAGCCGGGACCUAGACAACAACCGGCCGCUGGAGGCGCUCAUGGAAGUGUCUGUUUCUGAUGGCAUCCACAGCGUGGUGGCGCUCUGCACCCUGCGGGUCACGGUCAUCACGGACGACAUGCUGACCAACAGCAUCACCGUGCGCCUGGAGGACAUGUCUCAGGAGAGGUUCCUGUCCCCGCUGCUGUCGCGCUUCGUGGAGGGCGUGGCCGCUGUGCUGUCCACUACCAAGGACGCCGUCUUCGUCUUCAACAUCCAGAACGACACGGACGUGAGCGCCAACAUCCUGAACGUGACCUUCUCGGCCUUGCUGCCCGGCGGCGUCCGGGACAAGUUCUUCCCGUCGGAGGACCUGCAGGAGCAGAUCUACCUGAACCGGACGCUGCUGACGGCCGUGUCCACGCAGCGCGUGCUGCCCUUUGACGACAACAUCUGCCUGCGGGAGCCGUGCGAGAACUACAUGAAGUGCGUGUCGGUGCUCAAGUUCGACAGCUCGGCGCCCUUCAUCAGCUCCCCCACCGUGCUCUUCCGGCCCAUCCACCCGGUCAACGGGCUGCGGUGCCGCUGCCCGCCUGGCUUCACCGGCGACUACUGCGAGACGGAGAUCGACCUGUGCUACUCCAGCCCCUGCGGCGCCCACGGCCGCUGCCGCAGCCGCGAGGGCGGCUACACCUGCGAGUGCCAGGAGGACUUCACAGGCGAGCACUGCGAGGUGAACGCGCGCUCCGGCCGCUGCGCCCACGGCGUGUGCAAGAACGGGGGCACCUGUGUGAACCUGCUCAUCGGCGGCUUCCACUGCGUGUGCCCCCCCGGCGCGUUCGAGAGGCCCUACUGUGAGGUGACCACCCGGAGCUUCCCACCGCAGUCCUUCGUCACCUUCCGGGGCCUGAGGCAGCGCUUCCACUUCACCGUGGCCCUCGCGUUUGCCACCCAGGAGAGGAAUGCGCUGCUGCUGUAUAACGGCCGCUUCAACGAGAAGCACGACUUCAUCGCCCUGGAGAUUGUGGACGAGCAGGUGCAGCUCACCUUCUCGGCAGGUGAGACCACGACCACGGUGGCGCCGCAGGUCCCCGGGGGCGUGAGCGACGGCCGCUGGCACGCGGUUCAGGUGCAGUACUACAACAAGCCCAACAUCGGCCGCCUGGGCCUGCCCCACGGGCCAUCCGGAGAGAAGGUGGCCGUGGUGACCGUGGACGACUGUGACACGGCUGUGGCUGUGCGCUUCGGCAGCUUCGUCGGGAACUACAGCUGUGCUGCCCAGGGCACUCAGAGUGGCUCCAAGAAGUCCCUGGACCUGACCGGGCCGCUGCUCCUGGGGGGCGUCCCCAACCUGCCCGAGGACUUCCCGGUGCAGAACCGGCAGUUCGUGGGCUGCAUGCGAAAUCUGUCCAUCGACGGCAGGCACGUGGACAUGGCCAGCUUCAUCGCCAACAACGGCACCAGGGCAGGCUGCGCUGCUCAGCGGAACUUCUGCGAUGGGACCUGGUGCCAGAACGGGGGCACCUGUGUCAGCGGCUGGAACACGUACCUUUGCGAGUGCCCGCUCCGCUUUGGCGGCAAGAACUGCGAGCAAGUCAUGCCCCACCCCCAGCGCUUCAGCGGGGACAGCGUCGUGUUCUGGAGCGACCUGGACAUCACCAUCUCCGUGCCCUGGUACCUGGGGCUCAUGUUCCGGACCAGGAAGGAGGACGGCGUGCUGAUGGAGGCCACGGCAGGCGUGUCCUCCCGGCUCCAUCUCCAGAUCCUGAACAACUACGUCCAGUUCGAGGUGUCCCAUGGUGCCUCGGAUGUGGUGUCCAUGCAGCUGUCCAGGUCACGCGUGACUGACGGGGAGUGGCACCACCUGUUGAUAGAACUGAAGAGUGCCAAGGAGGGCAAAGACAUCAAGUACCUGGCGGUCAUGACCCUGGACUAUGGCAGGGACCAGGACACGGUGCAGAUCGGGAACCAGCUUCCUGGGCUGCGGAUGAGAAGCCUCGUCGUGGGGGGCGUGUCUGAAGACAAGGUGUCCGUGCGCCGCGGCUUCAGGGGCUGCUUGCAGGGAGUGAGAAUGGGGGAAACGGCCACCAACAUCGCCACGCUGAACAUGAACGACGCCCUCAAGGUCAGGGUGAAGGACGGCUGUGAGGUGGAAGACCCCUGCUCCUCCAGCCCCUGCCCUCCCCACAGCCGCUGCCGCAACACCUGGGACGGCUACGCCUGCGUCUGCGACAGAGGGUACUUCGGGAGGAGGUGUGUGGACGCAUGUCAUGUGAACCCCUGCAGGCACGUGGCGGCCUGCGUGCACAGCCCCGAGUCCCCGCGCGGCUACGUGUGUGAGUGCGGGUCUGGCCACUACGGGCAGUACUGUGAGAACAGAAUCGACCUCCCGUGCCCCAGAGGCUGGUGGGGGAACCCCGUGUGUGGGCCUUGCCACUGUGCGGUCAGCAAAGGCUUCGACGCCGACUGCAACAAGACCAGCGGGCAGUGCCAAUGCAAGGAGAAUUACUACAGGCCCCCAGGGCAGGACGCCUGCCUGCCCUGUGACUGCUUCCCGCACGGCUCCCACAGCCGCGUCUGUGACAUGGACAGUGGCCAGUGCAGCUGCAAGCCUGGGGUCAUCGGACGCCAGUGCAACCGCUGCGACAACCCUUUCGCCGAGGUCACCGUCCUCGGCUGUGAAGUGAUCUACAAUGGAUGCCCCAGAGCGUUUGAGGCUGGCAUAUGGUGGCCACAGACCAAGUUCGGGCAGCCAGCCGCGGUGCCGUGCCCCAAAGGGUCCGUGGGAAACGCGGUCCGGCACUGCAGCGGGGAGAAGGGCUGGCUGCCCCCGGAGCUCUUUAACUGCACCACCGUCUCCUUCAUGGACCUCAAAGCCGUGAACGAGAAGCUGAGCCGGAACGAGACGUGGAUGGACGGGGAGCGGUCCCUGCGGCUGGCCCGGGCGCUGCGCAACGCCACGCAGCACACGGCCGCACUCUUCGGCAACGACGUGCGGACGGCCUACCAGCUGCUGGGCCGCAUCCUGCUGCACGAGAGCAGCCAGCAGGGCUUCGAGCUGGCGGCCACGCGGGAUGCUGACUUCCACGAGGACGUCGUCCGGGCGGGCAGCGCCCUCCUGGCCCCGGCCACCAGGGCCGCCUGGGAGCAGAUCCAGCGUAGCGAGCCCGGCACCGCGCAGCUACUGCGGCGCUUUGAGGCCUAUUUCAGCAACGUGGCCCGGAACCUGCGGAGGACAUACCUGCGGCCCUUCGUCAUCGUCACGGCCAACAUGGUUCUUGCCGUCGACGUCUUCGACAAGCUGAACUUCACAGGAGCCCGCGUGCCGCGGCUCGAGCACCUCCGGGGCGAGGUCCCCAGAGACCUGGAGUCCUCGGUCUACUUCUCGGAGGACUUCUUCAAACCAGCCGAGAAAAGAGAGAGCCCCACGGCGAGGCCAGCUGGUCGCAAGACCACCCCCCAGACGGCGCGCCUGCGGCCCAGCGCCGAGACACAGGCCCCGUCCAGGAGGCGGAAGAGACACCCCGAGGAGCCUGGGCAGUUCGCCAUCGCCCUGGUCCUCAUCUGCCGGACCCUGGGGCAGCUGCUGCCGGAGCACUACGAUCCGGAUCGCCGCAGCCUCAGGCUGCCUAACCGGCCCGUCAUCAACACACCGGUGGUGAGCACAGUGGUGUACAGCGAGGGGGCCCCGCUGCCCCGCCCCCUGGAGAGGCCCGUCCUGGUGGAGUUUGCCCUCCUGGAGACCGAGGAGCGUACCAAGCCGGUCUGCGUGUCCUGGAACCACUCCAUCACCACCGGCGGGACUGGAGGGUGGUCUGCCAAAGGCUGUGAGCUGCUGUCCCGGAACCGGACCCACGUAGCCUGCUGGUGCAGCCACGCCGCCAGCUCAGCCGUGCUCAUGGACGUCUCCCGGCGUGAGCACGGGGAGGUCCUGCCUCUGAAGAUCGUGACCUACGCGGCCGUGUCCUUGUCGCUGGCCGCGCUGCUGCUGGCCUUUGUGCUCCUGGCGCUGGUGCGGACGCUGCGCUCCAACCUAAACGGCAUCCACAAGAACCUCAUCGCCGCGCUUUUCUCCUCCCAGCUGGUCUUUGUCAUCGGGAUCGCCCAGACCGAGAACCCGUUCCUGUGCACGGUGAGCAUCCUCCUGCACUACGUCUACAUGAGCACCUUCGCCUGGACCUUCGUGGAAAGCCUGCACGUCUACCGCAUGCUGACCGAGGUGCGCAACAUCGACGCGGGGCCCAUGCGCUUCUAUUACGUGGUGGGCUGGGGCGUCCCGGCCAUCGUCACAGGACUUGCAGUGGGCCUGGACCCGCAGGGCUACGGAAACCCGGACUUCUGCUGGCUGUCCCUCCGAGACACGCUGAUCUGGAGCUUCGCGGGGCCCAUUGGGACCGUGAUAGUCGUCAACACAGUCAUUUUUGUCCUGUCUGCAAAGGUUUCCUGCCAGAGGAAGCGCCAUUAUUAUGAAAGAAAACGGGUCGUCGCCCUCCUGAGGACCGCCUUUCUGCUGCUGCUGCUCGUCAGCGCCACCUGGCUGCUGGGGCUGCUGGCUGUGAACGGAGACGCGCUCGCCUUCCACUACCUCUUCGCCGUCUUCAGCUGCUUACAGGGCCUGGCCGUGCUGUUGCUGCACUGCGUGUUCAACAGGGAGGUCCGGAAACACCUGAGGGGCGUGCUCGCCGGGAAGAAGCCGUACACCGACGACUCGGCCACCACGAGGGCCACCCUGCUGACGCGCUCCCUCAACUGCAACAACACGUACGGCGAGGAGCCCGACAUGUUCCGCACGGCCCUGGGCGAGUCCACUGCCUCGCUGGACAGCACCACCAGGGACGAAGGGGGCCAGAAACUCAGCGUGUCCUCGGGGCCAGCGCGGGGUGGCCACGGGGAGCCAGAUGCGUCCUUUGUCCCCAGGAGCGCCAAGAAGCCCCACGGCCACGACUCAGACUCAGACAGCGAGCUCUCCCUAGAUGAGCAGAGCAGCUCCUAUGCCUCCUCGCGCUCGUCUGACAGUGAGGACGACGGGGGCGAGGCUGAGGACAAGUGGGACCCAGCCCAGGGCCCCGUGCACAGCACCCCCAAAGUGGACACCGUGGGCAACCAUGUCCCGGCCGGAUGGCCCGACGAGAGCCUGGCCGGGAGCGACAGCGAGGAGCCGGGAGAGCCGCCCCGCCUGAAGGUGGAGACCAAGGUCAGCGUGGAGCUGCACCUGGACGAGCAGGGCAACCACUGCGGCGAGCGCCUCCCAGCCCGGGACAGCGGGGGCCCCAGGCCUGCGGCCGUGCCGCCCAGCCAGCCCCCUGAGCAGAGAAAAGGCAUCCUGAAAAACAAAGUCACCUAUCCGCCACCGCUGACCGAAAAGACGCUGAAGUCGCGGCUGCGGGAGAAGCUGGCUGAGUGCGAGCAGAGCCCGGCAUCUUCACGCUCGUCCUCCGUGGGCUCCAGCGACGGGCUCCGCGCCCCCGACGGCGCCAUCACCGUCAAGACGCCGUGCCGGGAGCCUGGCCGUGAGCACCUCAAUGGGGUGGCCAUGAGCAUGAGCGUGCGGGCUGGCAGCGCCCAGGCCCACGGCUCCGGCUCCGAAGGCAGUAACGAAACUUCAAUUUGAACCAUCAGGAACCCGUGAGACAAGCCCGCCACCUCCACCAGGCCUCAGUGCCGUGUGGUCGCACUCCUGGAUCUCAGAGCCCCAGGGCCCCCCGCCCCGCGCGGUCAGCGAAGCAGGCCCUGAGGGCAGGGGUCCCUGCAGGGGCAGCCCCACGACUGGCGUGACUGAAGGUCUAGAUGCGAAGCCCUGAGUUGUCUGGAGGCUCCGGGCCCCUCAGGCCCCGUGACAAGUGCCAGAGGCCACGGCGGGGCUUGGACUCCCAGACGGGCACAGCUCAGUCCUCAGACUGCAGACAGAGCCCAGACCGUGUGCUGGCCUGGCUGGGACCGGACCCAGCAGGAGAGCCGCCUAGAGACGAGCCGCCAGGCCGGCUGGCCAGGACUCAGGGCCCCGGGCCAGCAGCUAGCUCCACAGCCAUCUGCAAAGCCGGCCCGUGCCUUAAAGCAAACCUCUUUCCUUUGUUGCAAAGGUGUAGAUACUUCUGUAUUUUUGUAUGGAACUUUGAAAAGGUGAAAACCUCUGUAUAUUUUGCAUCUGUACUGGGAGAUCUGUGGGGGCGAUCUCUCCGUUUUUUAUAUGAGCAAGAUCGCACAGACUCCAGCCUGGAGUCUGGCAUGCAACCAGCAGUAGGUAUCCCAGGAAAGCAGAGAUGGGACAUGCGUAGGGCUUGUGCUGGACAGGGGUUCCCAUGCUGCUUCCAGCCAGGAGCGCAGAGCCCAUGGGCGUCACACGGGGCCGCCCCAGAUGAAUUUGAGCUGCUUGCCCUCGGCUCCCACCUGCUUGGUUGUGGAUAUGGCUCCGAGACAGGACCACGUGGGGCCGGGCAGGACUCAGGAGCCCUUCUGAGCGUGGACGCAGGAGCAAACGGCUGAGCCGGGCCCGCCGGCCAGCCCCCCUCAGCCCCGCAGGCCUCCCAGGCCCCCGGCCUGGUCGGGGCUGCUGCAGGUGGGGCUCUCCUCUGUCUCUGCCCCUGUUCUCGGCGGGACUGCAAGUGUUCACAUGUCCUCGAUUCAGGCGGCGGGAUGAGGUCUUCCAGAAUGUCACAUUCCUUCGUGCCAGUUUUCCAGCUCUUUGAGGCUCCGAGGAUCUCGAGGCAGGCGGGGGUCUCACCCCCCGAGUCUGACCAAUCACUUCGCUUUGCUUCGAAUGGCCAAUUGUGCGGAGGGACAAAGCCGCCGCCGCAGCCACACUGUUCAGUGGUUACCGGGCUGUUUUGGAAACUCACACCGGACCGGCUGGGACUGCCCCUCUGCGGGCAGUUGGUGCAGCGUGGCCCGAGGGGCUGUGGAACAGGGCCCAGAAUCACUCAGACACAUCUCAUUUCAGUGUUUCUUCUGUUCUCUAAUCGGUGCCCAAAUAAAUGAUCGGCUCAGCUGCUUCCAAAUAUGAGAAGCCGUAAACUAUGAUGAGAAUCGAGUAAAAUGCAAAGAUGUCCAUAUACUGUAUUGUUCUGAUGGAAAUGUGAGUGUUGUUCGUGGCAUAGAGGAAAGCUUAUCUGGUACUGGUCCAAGACCACAAGCAAAAAUGAAAUGAGAUCCCAGAGCCCUCACAGCAAAAUGAAUUAUAAAUGUGCCUUAGCAGGGGAGUGGCCUUUUCAAGAUACAAGAUAAUAAUAGUACCUUCAAAUGUUUACCAUGGAGGAAGCGUUUUCUAAGCAAAAAAGAAAGUGGAAAUAUUUUUGAAUCUUUGAACACUCCAUUUUCAUGCUAUCCCAUGUUCUUCCGCAACUGGAUUUUGUCCCUUGAGAUGUAUUUAGUUUUUAAUUUGAUCAGAACUGUUACCAAAAAAGAAAAAAAAAAUGUCAGUUUUAUUAAGACAGGAAAAAUGUAAACCUAUUUUUGUGAUUUAAAGACUUUAUGAGAAAUACUAAACACUGGAGGGUUUGUUUUUUAACAAAUGUGUAUUUAUUAAUGCUCAGAACACUGGAAUUGCAACACAAAUGAGGAAAGAGUCUACAAUAAAUUAAGAUGCUUUUGAAUUUACA